GCACUUCCUGCUUCGAGCGGCGGCGGCGGCGACGACAGCAGCGAAAACAAAAUGACAGCAUAAACUUUAGACCGACGAGCUGCGAUCAGAUGACAGCGUCGCCAACUCUCCGGCCGCUCGUUUAAAUGACACUUCCCUGCACCCGAGUCGCGUUGCAGUGACGGCGAAAAGAGCAAAUCGGUCCACGAUGCAGUUCCCCGCCACCAACGGAGACUUCACGUUCGUGUCGUCGACGGAGGCUGAAGAUCUCAGCGGCACCAUAAGUACUCCAGAUGUUAAACUGAACAUGGGCGGCGACGGCGGCAAAGACCCGUACGCCACCACCUUCCUGAGGCAGCGGGGCUACGGCUGGCUGCUGGAGGUGGAGGAGGACGACGGCGAAGAGAUCAAACCGCUCCUGGAGGAGCUGGACAUUGACCUGAAGGACAUCUAUUACAAGAUUCAUUGUGUGCUGAUGCCAAUACCAUCACUGGGCUACAACCGGCAGGUGGUCAGAGACAACCCGGACUUCUGGGGCCCCCUGGCCGUGGUGCUGUUCUUCUCCAUGAUCUCCAUCUAUGGGCAAAUCAGCGUUGUGUCUUGGAUCAUCACCAUCUGGAUAUUGGGAUCACUAACCAUCUUCCUGCUCGCCCGUGUUCUUGGUGGUGAGGUGUCCUAUGACCAGGUUCUCGGAGUGAUUGGAUAUUCCCUUCUUCCUCUCAUCGUCAUAGCACCGCUGCUGUUAGUGAUCCGGCCGUUCGAUGUGGUCUCUACAAUAAUCAAACUGUUCGGAGUCUUCUGGGCUGCCUACAGUGCUGCUUCACUGCUUGUCGGAGAUGAAUUCAAAACCAAGAAGCCCCUUCUCAUAUAUCCCAUUUUCCUUUUGUACAUCUACUUCCUGUCACUAUACACUGGCGUGUGACAGGAUGAGCUCAAACUGUGGACCUUUUAAUGGACAGUGACCCUGCAACAUGGGGGGAGAAGUCAAACGAUGGAACCUGGAUUUUUAAAAAAGGGGUUAAUUUCUUCUUCGUUUUUUUUUUUUUUUACACUCUAUGCCAGAUAAUGGGAAUGCUGGGAAUACAGUAUAUAUUAGUGUAUAUAGAUUUGUCCCUUUUUUGUCUUGGUCAAUAAAAUGCAUAUGUUCUUACAGCUUCAA
Scophthalmus maximus (turbot) is the source of this 1138-nucleotide messenger RNA. RefSeq names its product Yip1 domain family, member 4 (gene yipf4). Gene Ontology annotation, cellular component: trans-Golgi network; membrane. The record is from RefSeq and is a predicted model, not a curated record. Bases 188 to 901 code for a protein of 237 amino acids. Gene Ontology annotation, biological process: vesicle fusion with Golgi apparatus; endoplasmic reticulum to Golgi vesicle-mediated transport. The transcript has 6 exons. NCBI's taxonomy places the organism in Eukaryota, Metazoa, Chordata, Actinopteri, Pleuronectiformes, Scophthalmidae.